UUUUUAAUAAUGAUAUCUACUAAAUAAUGUUUUGUACUCAUAUUAUAUUUUGAUUAUUUGUAUUUUUUUAUUAAAAAAAUUUGAAUUACUGAUAACAAAAUUUUCAUUGUGGGAUGUUUAAUAGUUUUAGUAAUUAUAAAUUUUUAAAAAUUCAAUGCAAAGUUUAAAAUUUAAAUAUUAUGCUGUCAAUAUUUGUUCAAUGAUUUUAUGAAAAAAAUUUCAAAGAAAAAUUCGAAAUUAAAAUAUUUAUGUAUUUUUAUAUGAUAUACAGUUUAUUUGAACGAUAUAUAUUUUUAGUCUUAAUAUUUAUUAAGAGAAAUUCUCAUGUUUACCACUUUUUUGUUAUCAUUAUUCAUGUUUGCCACCACUAAAAGAAAUUUUCAAAAAAAAUUUCUUCAUUAAGAGGCAAAAAACUCUUAUACCCUUGUUGUCUAUAUGUAAAAUAAAUGAUUAUUUAAAUAAAUAAAAAUAAAAAAAUAUAUUUUUUUAUGUUUUCGAAUUAUACUUUCUCAAAUAUGAACUUUUUUAUACAUUUUUUUUUGAAUUUUUUUUUUGAAAUUUUUUUUGAACUUUUUUUUUCUUUGAAAAUAUCUUUUUGGAAAUCGAAAAUUUAUUUUUAUAACUAUUUUUUAAUUAUUUUUAAGUAUUUAUUUAUAUUAUAUUAAUUAGAAUCAUAAAUUUCACAUUCUAAAAACCUAUCUCGCCCCUCAAUUGUAACCCUAAGUCUAGAUUAGUUAACUCUAGGGUUAUAAAUGUAUUUUCCCUCUUUAAAAGUGAUGGUAUAAGUGGUUAGUGUAAACAUGAAAAUUGGUAUUAUGAAUGUGGUACUUUUGACAAUUUUCCAUUUAUUAAAUUAGACUUCCUACUUAUAUGAUUUGCAAUCAUUUUUAUUUCGUCAUAAUAAAAUUUUUAAACCAUGGGUCACAAAAGUUUUAAUGUGAGACUUUUAACAAUUUUAUUAAUUUGUAGUUGAUUUAAAAAUUCAAAAUAUAACAUAUACGGAAAAAUAUAAAUUUUAUUAUAUGGUUAAUGUGAUUGCUUAAUUUAUUUUAAUAAGUUAAAAUUAAAAAAAAUGAUUGAGGAUAAAAUAUUUUUUAUAAAAAAGUUAUUAUUAAAAAUAAUUAAUUGUCAUAUAUACUUUAGCCACAUUAGGCAAUUUCAUAAUUUUAUUUAUGGAAAGAAUGAAAAAUAUUAAUAAUUAAUUUAUGGUUAGUUUAAUAAAAAAAAAUUGUAUAUUUAGAUGAACCAACAUAUUUUUUUAAGGAUUCUAAGAAUUAUUGUGAUAAUGACACAUGCGACAUGACUAUCUCAAAUGUUGUAAUUUUUCUAUUAAAAAUAUUCCCCUUUUUCAAUAUAGAUGAUAUUUUAGACAAUUGUUGUUGUUUCACAAUAUAUUAUGUUUCUAGAUACCGAAAUAUUUUUAAUUUUAUCAAAAACUGUGUAGCCAACCAUGUUUUUACUGUUUCUCUUUAUAAUUAAAUAAAUUAGUUUUAAAUUAUAUUUCAGUGACUUUUUUGUUUAGAAAAAAUAAUUUUUUAAUAGGUGUGAAAAAACCAAAACUUCAUAAUAUCUAUUAUGAAUUAUGAAACGGAGUAUAAGGGAUAUAAAUGCAUAAGAAACUGUGAUGGAGAAAGUUAAACAAUGUGGAUGCUCUAACCGCAUUCAUUCCUUAGUAAUUUGUCUAUAUAUAUUCUCUUACACAAAAGCCUUCCAAAACCAAAAACAAAACUAAGAGCUUCUCACCUUUUUCUUCUUUUUAAGUUGAUAACUACUAAACAUGGCAAUCACAACAAAUGUCCUCGCAACAAGCAACGCUGUCAAAUUGGAUGCUGUAACUGUAAGCUUCAUCUCUUCUUUCCCUGGCAAACUCAACCACUUCUUGGCUCGACGCUUGCCACAGUCGACGACACGUAGAGUCCAAACGUCUUGCUGUUAUCGUGAAACGUCAUUGAAAGCUGUGACUCUGUUUGAGAUGCCUGAGACAGAAACAAGUAGUGUCAGUGACGGAGUUGAAAUUUUACGUUUCUUAAAAGGAAAAAACUAUCUCGUUACCGGUGCAUUUGGGUUUCUUGGUAAAGGUAAGACAAAACCUAAAACAGGGUUUUCUUGUUGUCCAAGUAAACUGAUUUUCGGACUGAUGUUUUUAUUUUUAUUUUUUGUUGCAGUGUUGAUUGAGAAAUUACUGAGGGUAAGUCCUGAGAUUGGGAAGAUCUUCCUUCUGAUCAAAUCCGCAGAUCAAGAAUCGGCCAACAGGAGACUCUAUGAUGAGAUCAUAAGCUCGGAUCUGUUCAAGCUUUUGAAGAAAAUGCACGGGAGCUCUUACGAAGCCUUUAUGAAAAGCAAGUUGAUUCCAGUAACUGGAGACAUUGGAGAAGACAAUCUCGGGAUCGAAUCAGUAACAGCAGCCAAGAUUAGUGGUGAGAUUGAUGUCAUUAUAAGCUGUGCUGGUCGCACGACAUUUGACGAUAGGUACGACUUUGCUUUGAAUGUCAACGUUCUUGGACCUGGUCGGCUUUUGAGAUUUGGCAAGGGCUGCAAGAAUCUGAAAUUAUUUCUCCACUUUUCAACUGCUUAUGUGACUGGUAAGAAAGAGGGAACAAUACUAGAGACUCCUCUCUGCAUUGGAGAAAACAUAACUUCUGACUUGAACAUCGAAUCCGAGCUGAAACUAGCUUCAGAAGCGGUAAGAAAGUUACAUGGCAGUGAAGAAAUCAAGAAACUGAAAGAACUUGGUAUGAAAAGAGCUCAACACUAUGGCUGGGAAAACACUUACACUUUCACAAAAGCUAUGGGUGAGUCUGUAAUCCACAACCAAAGAGGAGAUCUGCCUGUGGUGAUCAUAAGGCCUAGUGUUAUAGAAAGCUCUUACAAGGAACCUUUCCCUGGCUGGCUCCAAGGAAUAAGGAUGAGUGAUCCAAUUAUCUUGGCCUAUGGCAAAGGCCAAAUUUCUGACUUCUGGGGAGAUUAUAAAUCUUUAAUGGACAUUAUACCUGUUGAUAUGGUUGUUAACGCCACAAUAGCAGCCAUGGCAAAACACAGUCGUGGUGUCUCCGAGCUCAAAGUUUACAAUGUCACUUCUUCAUCUCAUGCGAACCCCCUGCGAGCUGGCGAGUUGAUGGACCUCUCUCAUCAACAUCUGUGUGACUCUCCAUUUACAGAAACAUUUAUGGAGCUAGAGCGUAUGAAAUUCCACAGUUCCUUAGAGGGUUUCACUUCCUCUGCGUUCAACAGAAUAGCAAAACAUGAAAGAGAGGUUAAGAAUGAAAGAGGGGAUGCAGAGUCACAUACCGCAUUGAGCAUGAAGGGAAAGAGGAGGCUGGACUAUUUUGUGUCCUUGGCAAGAACAUAUGAGCCUUACACGUUCUUUCAAGCUCGGUUUGACGACACCAAUACAAAGAGACUUAUUCAGGAGCUGUCAGUGGAGGAGGGAAAGAUGUUUGAGUUCGAUAUCAGUGGCAUUGACUGGGAGCAUUACAUUGUGAAUGUUCAUCUUCCAGGUCUCAAGAGGGAACUCUUUAAGGAAAGAUCCCGUUAAAGAGAGUGAUUAAAUAUUACAAGUGCUUGAGUUCACCUAUUUUAAGAUUUGAGUGUAACUGUAGCCUACAACCAAAUGUUGUUUGUUUGUCUCUCUAAUCUUAUUGCCGUCUAGUCCUACCGACUAUCGUGGGUCGACAGGGUCGUAGAUAUUUUAAGAUUUAAAUAGAUAAACUCUUCAAUAAUUCUAUAGCUUUGAAUAUACCUGGACACAUUUAUUCAGAACCGAAAAAUUAAACCAAACCAAAUCAAAAGACAAGAUUUGGUUCGGAUUUGGAUAGUAUACUAGUGAAUCUUAUAUUUAUAGAACCAAAAAUUGAAACCAAAUUAGAAUCUAACUGAAACCAAACCAAGAAUUGAAUGGGUAUCUAAAUUUCAAUAAUAUAUGUUAUAUAUAUUUAUAAAUAUUAACUAUAUUUAGUUUCAAAAUAAUCAAAUAAAUUUUAAAAUAUUAUAUAUAA
Messenger RNA from Brassica rapa (field mustard), 3995 nucleotides. RefSeq names its product fatty acyl-CoA reductase 6, chloroplastic. Gene Ontology annotation, molecular function: alcohol-forming very long-chain fatty acyl-CoA reductase (NADP+) activity. NCBI's taxonomy places the organism in Eukaryota, Viridiplantae, Streptophyta, Magnoliopsida, Brassicales, Brassicaceae. Gene Ontology annotation, cellular component: intracellular membrane-bounded organelle. Gene Ontology annotation, biological process: long-chain fatty-acyl-CoA metabolic process; suberin biosynthetic process. The record is from RefSeq and is a predicted model, not a curated record.